This is a messenger RNA of Vollenhovia emeryi, 3853 nucleotides long. RefSeq names its product alpha-2A adrenergic receptor (gene 5-HT2B). Gene Ontology annotation, cellular component: membrane. The transcript has 7 exons. The coding region runs from base 185 to 2455 and encodes 756 amino acids. Lineage: Eukaryota; Metazoa; Arthropoda; Insecta; Hymenoptera; Formicidae. The record is from RefSeq and is a predicted model, not a curated record. Gene Ontology annotation, molecular function: G protein-coupled receptor activity. Gene Ontology annotation, biological process: adenylate cyclase-activating adrenergic receptor signaling pathway.
AUCACUCGCCCGUCGCCACCCCCGACCUGUUAUCAGAGACGCGCGCGUUUGAAACCACCGCGGAAAGCCCUUCGGGACCCCUCGAGUGUCCGUUCGCCAUGGAGGAAAGUUCAUCGAACAAUGUGCGGGUUCCCCGCGUGCCGUGAAAGUGCGUGCCUCGGCGGAUGAGAGUUUCGACUGAGCGAUGACGACAUCGACGACCGCGCGGGUCGUCCUGACGGAUUCUUAUGAUUACUCGUUGACCCUGUGGGAUGCCGGCACUACGAACAGCAGCGAGCUCGACCUGGAGACGACGAGCGCCGGUCCCGCCGAAGGGCAGGGCGACACGGAGGAGCUCAACAAUUGGUGGGCGAUGCUGGCGCUCGUACUGGUUCUGGGCACUGCCGCGGGGAAUAUCCUGGUGUGCCUGGCGAUCACCUGGGAGCGGCGGUUGCAAAAUGUUACUAAUUAUUUCCUGAUGAGCCUGGCCAUCACGGAUCUUAUGGUCGCCAUCCUGGUGAUGCCGCUGGGGAUCCUCACGCUCGUCCGCGGGUACUUCCCGCUGCCGUCGGUUUAUUGCCUCGCCUGGAUCUGCCUCGACGUCCUAUUCUGCACCGCCAGCAUAAUGCACCUGUGCACCAUAAGCGUGGACCGUUACCUGAGUCUGCGCUACCCGAUGAAAUUCGGGCGCAACAAGACGAAGAAGAGGGUGACGCUGAAGAUCACCUUCGUCUGGAUCCUCAGCAUCGCGAUCAGUCUACCUCUGAGCCUGAUGUACUCGAAGGAAGAUGAUUCGGUACUAGUGGACGGAGCCUGCCAGAUACCCGAUCCCCUCUAUAAGUUAAUCGGUAGCAUAAUUUGCUUCUAUAUCCCGCUGGGAGUGAUGUUGCUAACGUACGCGUUAACAGUAAGACUAUUGGCAGAACAGCAGCAGAACAUCGCAGGGGCAGGAGCAGGUUGGUCAUCGGGAUGGUUGGGUGCCCCUCAGGGUGCCCCUCAGGGUGCACCCUCCGCGGCAGGGCUUGAGCGACGGGGCACCUGGAAGAGAUACCUCCUGAACAAGGGUUCGGGGGGCAGCGGCGGCACACCGCAACACACCUCCGGCACGUCGACCGACACCGAGCUGACCACCCUCGAUACCCACGAGCUCUGGCUUCAGGAGAGCGAGCCACCACCCUCGGCCAUGUCCGCCCUUCAUGCCUUCGGCGCGGAGAUGCUAAAGCUGUCGAGGGGUCUCGAGGGGAUGGCCGGCAGCUCCAGCAAUCAGACCCCGUCAAAAUCGACAACCCAGCAGUAUCACCAUCAUCAUCAUCAUCAGCAUCAGCAUCAGCAUCAGCAUCAGCAUCAGCCGCAGCAGCAGCUGCUGCAACUGCAGCACCACGGUCCAUCACCGCGCAGAUGCAGCUUCCGCAAUGGAAGCGCGGAGAGCACGGAGAGUAGCAUGUCCUGCUCGAGGACGAGCCUGUCGGCGGAGGACGUCGCGAGCCCCUGGAAGCACCGUAGACGAGCGUCGACCUAUAACGAGGCCCACUUGGAGAGGACGACACAGAUUCUGGGCUCGCCGAAGGCCCCCAGAAAGAGGUCCUUCAGCUUCCACGAGCAGUCGUCCUGCCGCAGGGGCGAGGACGACUCGACGCGCAAGAAGUGUCACGAUAAAGCGGCGGAAGGAGCGAUAACGCUACCGCCGCCCUGCACGUGUCCCUAUUUCGGAGAAUCCUCGAAGAAGCCGCCGCCGUCGGGGAACAUCGUCAUUGUCUCCAGCGACACCAUGAAGCCUAUCGGUAACAGGAGCCUGGAAAUGGGUCUCCCAGGUGACGCCGCGAGACCCAUCGGCAACAAGUCUCCGGAAAUGGGCAUGCUGGGCAGAAACAACAGUGCCAGAUCAACGGAGGGUGCCAAAGGUUACGAGCAGCUGACCCUCGCAAAUUCCGUGGUCACGUGGCGAAGCGGAAGGCGAGGCUCCAGCCUGGGCAGCACCAGGACCCUGCUGACCGCUAACGCGAGAGCGACGCCGUUGCGGCGCGCGGCGACGAUGCGGGCGCACAACGGCGCGAUGGGCACGGCGAGCGUAACCCUGAACCAGAGUAAUCCGUCGUCGCCGAACCUGCUGAGGUACUCGGGCGGGCAGGUGCGCAGCCAUCACUCGCGCAACAGCAGCGUGAUCUCGCGCAACAGCUCCCGCCACGGCAGGAUCAUCCGGCUUGAGCAGAAGGCGACCAAGGUCCUCGGCGUGGUGUUCUUCACGUUCGUGAUCCUGUGGGCGCCGUUCUUCGUGCUGAACCUGGUGCCGGCCCUGUGCCCGGACUGCGAGCGUCGCAUCGACCGCAAGAUCUUCGACCUGGUCACCUGGCUCGGCUACGCCAGCUCCAUGGUCAACCCGAUCUUCUACACCAUCUUCAACAAGGUCUUCCGCCAGGCGUUCAAGAAGGUGCUGCUCUGCAGGUACCGAAAUCAAGAGUGGCGACCGCCUAGGUAGGCCCUGGGCCCCGGGAGGCCGGGGAUCGCCAUCAGCAGAGUGUAAACGAUAGGGGGGAAUGAUCGAUGCCGCGGGUCGUCGAUGAGGAGUAAAGAGACACUCGGGACAAAUUUCGAACUCGUCGAAUGGUGCUAUUCUACCCGCGCGAUAUUGGCUCGUUUCGAGAAACGAGCGCCCGAGUGGCCCGUAUUCUUUGUGCGUGAGUGCGUGCGUGCGUGCGUGCGUGCGUGCGAAUAGCGUUGCCGAUUGUUGACGGAUUCAAAAUUGUCUAUCGAAACUACCUACUAGCGACUCCUGCUAACGUUUCGUAUCCAAUGUUAAUUUUGAGGAACUGAAAAUAUUUUUUAAAAUCUUCCUAUAUAUAACGUAACGCCUCUUAAAUGUAUGUACUAAUACUUCAUAUCAAUUACAUAUCAAUAUGCAAUAACAUGUAAUAUAUAACGACGCCUAUUUUAAUAGUUUUAUAUUUAAAAGUAAUUGGUACCUCCUAUAGAAUAUUUUAUUACGGCAAAAUUCAGAUCCUCUACCAGGAUUAUUUUUGAUAACUCAAGAUGACCGCGAGAUGAUUUUCUCUCCAAUUCUCAAUACUUUGCGUGUAAUUUCACUUUUCGUGACUCUCAUUUCCCCCAAUUUCCUCUUUCACGCCAAACGCAUUUCUUCCACGAUCGACGAUCGCACUUUUUGUCCCAGCGGAUACUUUACCGCUGUGAAACUUUUAUGCUUCGACUCUCUCAGACAAUUCCCAGAUAAUUUUCCCGACAAACGUACGGUUUCACGAACGAAUCUUUUUGCGCGUACCUAGAGCAAAACCUUCCGAUGGCUUGAUCGCGCGAGAACUCGAAACGCGAGCGAACAAUCCGACUAGUAGUAAUGAGUAAACUAACGUAGUUUACUUAUCAGACUAAUAAGUAAACUGUAACAUAGUACUUCCAAACACGCUUCCUUGUAACCGCAAAAUCACCCGAUAAACUACCGCCGACUAAUUAAAUUCCCCAAUUGAAUCCUCCUAAUUAAAUCCCCGCACGGAGUAACGAGGAAUUUGUGAGUAAAAACGGAAACGACGUGCGUUUAAUUAUAAUUACGACUAAGAGCCUAGAACGUGUAAAUGUGUGCGUGUGUGCGUGUGCGCGACUGUAAGAACCUGCUAGUAUGUAAGAUGUUAUUAAUGAAAACAGUGCUCAUGCGAAAAGUGUGUCAAGAGUGAAGUCAUCGAAGAACGAGGAAAGAAUUCCGAGUUCGACAAGACGAAUUAAAUGAUCGAUAGAGAUUCAUUAGUGGCGCCAUAGUGUCGUCGAUGUACACGGAGAAAGACGUCUCCGGGAAAGAGACUUCCGAUCCUUUCGUUGUUCCUGGCAUGUAAAUCGCCGCGCAAUAAUUAAAGAGACACGACAAGCUUCU